UUUCGAAAGACCAGCUACAACUAUAAAAACUCCUACAGUUCUUAGUGAAGAUCAUACUUUAGUAAGAUCCUUACUACAGCAAACAAUACAAUGGCAUUCAAGGCUGUCGUUCUGUGCGCCGCUCUUCUUCUGGUCCAGACCAUCGCUGGCCAGAAAUGUGGCUGCUCCUGUCGCAGCAACAGGGGCUACAGCAGCUCCCUCAGCUCGAACUCCAUUUCCAUUGCCACCAGCGGCGGCGACCUCCUCGUCACCAGCGUCGGCCCCAUCUCCCCCUCCGGCAUCUCCGUCUCCUCCGACCUCAGCCUGGACGGAAACUUGGACGUCUACGGAGAACUGCCGUACCUGAGCGCCGUACAGUUCUCUGGCGAAUACGACACCAGCGGCUCCACGUGCGUGGACUACAGCUGCGGCACCUGCGGGAACGUGGCCAUCACCAGCGUGCAGGGCGGUUCCGGCUGCGGCUGCGGCUGCCGCUAAGGACCAAGAACAAGAAGGAAACAAUUGAACUUCUAGAACAUUUAACUUCAAGCUGUAAAUCUGAUUAAAUAAACGAAAAUUUCCAAAACAUA
Molecule: messenger RNA, 569 nt
Organism: Leguminivora glycinivorella
Lineage: Eukaryota; Metazoa; Arthropoda; Insecta; Lepidoptera; Tortricidae
Product: chorion class high-cysteine HCB protein 13-like
Exons: 2
Coding region: 91-477 (128 amino acids)
Biological process (GO): chorion-containing eggshell formation; multicellular organism development
Cellular component (GO): egg chorion
Molecular function (GO): structural constituent of egg chorion
Source: RefSeq, a predicted model, not a curated record